AUGGUAUAUGCACCAGCAAUUUUGCUGAGCUGCAUAUGUGUGUCGGCAGCCGUUGCUAGGCGCCGAGUGCCAUUACCAGAAGAAGAAGAAGAAGUAACGAACGACGAAGAUAAAAGGCGGGCGGGUUCAACGUCCGGGCUCAACGUACGGGAUCUCAACGUACGAUCGUCUAAAGACGACGCAGCUAAGGACGUUUGGCUAAUGCUUAGGAUGUUUGCAGAAGUGGAAAUGUUUAAUGAAAUACAGGCCGGUAUGGUAAAUCAGCAGGCGGCAAACAAGAGACCUGCAGUACUGGAUGGAGUACGAAGGAUGAUACCGGUGCCAGCACACAGGUAUUCACCUUUAAAGGAAAACUGGGUGAAAAUAUUCACUCUUCUCACCGAGCUGAAGCUACGUAUACGCUUCCAUGAGAAUAUAAUGAAUGUGGAAAUCAGUACUCCGCCGGAGACCCCGGACAAGUCCAGUCUCCAAAAAGCAACAGAUUUCAUAAAGGCGUUCCUCUGUGGAUUUGAGGUGGAGGACGCUUCGAUGCUGCUGGCUGGCCUGGACGACUUGUUCGUGGAGGCUUCCGAGGUGAAAGACGCCAGCCAACGGAUAAAGGGACACCACCAAUCUCGGACAAUCAGCAGAUUGGUGGGCAAGGGUGGAAGGAGAAAGCAAAGAAUUGAGAAGCUGACGCGAACAAAAAUUGUGCUGCAAGACACCAAGUUAUUCAUACUUGGUUCUUACCAAAAUAUACAAUUGGUUCGCAACGCGAUAGGCAAGUUAAUCUUAGGCAUCCCACCCUCCAAAGUCUACAGGCAAUUGUAAAACAUCGCCAGUAGACUCAGAAAACACCAAAGUAACAGUUACAUAACAUCAAUAUAAAUGUAAUAUAACACAUGCCUGUUAUAUUACAUUUGCAUUGAUGUUAUGUAAUUGUUACUUUGGUGUUUGCUGGGGAGUAUUUUCGACUAUCUUUUUUGGGAACAGAAUCCGCGCUGGUUGCGCCGGUGGGUGCUGGGACUGUCACUCUUGGGUGGCAGAGUCCGCACCGGUGGCACUCUU
Vollenhovia emeryi is the source of this 1047-nucleotide messenger RNA. RefSeq names its product RNA-binding protein pno1-like. Bases 1 to 810 code for a protein of 269 amino acids. The transcript has 3 exons. Lineage: Eukaryota; Metazoa; Arthropoda; Insecta; Hymenoptera; Formicidae. Gene Ontology annotation, molecular function: RNA binding. The record is from RefSeq and is a predicted model, not a curated record. Gene Ontology annotation, cellular component: nucleolus.